This is a messenger RNA of Pistacia vera, 2970 nucleotides long. RefSeq names its product probable disease resistance protein At4g27220. Gene Ontology annotation, molecular function: ATP hydrolysis activity; ADP binding. The coding region runs from base 452 to 2230 and encodes 592 amino acids. The record is from RefSeq and is a predicted model, not a curated record. The transcript is spliced from 2 exons. Lineage: Eukaryota; Viridiplantae; Streptophyta; Magnoliopsida; Sapindales; Anacardiaceae.
UUUUUUUUUACAGGACGCGUUCUAGUACAGUGCAAUACUGCGCAACAAACGCGCCCUGCAUCUUCUUUAUCAUAUACACCAAAUCGUUUUUGUUAUAUUUUCUGACUUAUACAGCGACUUCCUUAACCUCCCUUAAGCUCCUCCUUUUCUAGUUUUUCUGUUUUCUUCUCCUUCACCGCUUCAGAGACCACUCCUGCAGAUCUUUUUUUGUUUUGGCUAAAAGAAUUCUUUUGAGCAGAAACCACAUCGCUUGAUAUUUUACUCCUCUCCAAUUCUCCUAUUCACCCCCUUUUUUUAAGCAAACAAAAAAAUCUCCCAUUUCCUUUGUUUCUUGUUUAAUGAAAAAAAAAAUUGUUUUGUUACUGUCUCUGUUUUAAUUUCAUUUGCUUUCUUUCCCUCUAUUUUUCAAAUGUAAAAAUACGAGUGAGGGAGGAAAGAAAAAGGGUUGAAAAUGGUCGAUAUUGCUGGGAAUGUCGCAGGUAUUGUGAGCGCUGUUCUCGAUGUUGACAAGUGCUUUAUGUACUUGCUCAACCACAAGAGCAACAUAAGAAUUCUCGAAAGAGAAGUUGGGAAGCUGAAGGUUGCAAGAGAUGAAGUGGAGCGUAAGGUUGAAGUUGCUAGAAACAAUGUGGAAAUGAUUGAAGAGAUUGUUGAGCAGUGGGUAAUUAAAGUGAACUCCAUCGUUCCUGAAUCAGAGACGUUGAUUAAAGAGAGAGCAAACGUCCGAUGUUUCAGCUUGAAAGCCGGCUACAAACAGAGCAGGAAAGCAUCGAAAAAGGUGCAGGAUGUUGCUGAACUCCUGCAUCUACAAGAAGCAUUCGGCGAUCAAGUUUCCCGCCCUAUCAUUCAUGAAGACACGAGGCUUAUAUUGAAUAAAGAUUACUUGGCCUUUCAAUCACGAUCGUCCACUUUGGAGGAUGUAUUGAAGGCAUUAAAGGAGGCCGAGGUGGACAUUAUUGGGGUUCAUGGGAUGGGUGGCAUCGGUAAGACCACCCUAGUCAAAGAAGUUGGUAGGCAGGCCAAGGAAGACAAGCGAUUUGAUAAGGUGAUUUUUGUAGAGGUAACUGACACUCCGAACAUAGAAAAGAUACGAGAAGAAAUCGCGAAUGACUUAGGUUUGAAAUUUGAUGAUAAGGGGACUGAAAGUGGAAGAGUAAAUAAAUUAUUUGCACGAUUGAAGAAGGAGAAGACAAUCCUAAUAAUUUUAGAUAAUAUUUGGGUCGAUCUUGAUCUGGAGAAACUAGGAAUUCCUUUUGGUGAAAAUCAUAAGGGAUGUAAACUAUUGUUGACAGCACGGGAUCGAAAUGUGUUGGACAGCAUGGGUGCAAAGUCUUUCUCGAUUGACGUUUUGAAGGAAGAUGAAGCUUGGAGGUUGUUUAGAAAGAUGACAGGUGAAGUUGUUGAUACGUGUGAGUUGCAUUCUCUGGCGAAUGAGGUAUGCAAGGAAUGUGGUGGUUUACCCAUUGCCAUCGUUACUGUAGCAAGGGCAUUAAUGAAAAAGAGACAACUAUCUCAAUGGAGGAAAGCCUUGCGAGAAUUGAGAAAGCCUUCCCCAUCAGAGUUUGAUGGAGUGCUAAAAGAUGCAUAUUCAAAGAUAGCAUUGAGUUACAAUUAUUUAAAAGGUGAGAAACUCAAGAAAGUUUUUUUGCUCUGCAGUAUAAUGACACAUGAUGCUUCCAUUUCAAAUUUGUUCAAAUUCGUUAUAGGUUUGAAUAUACUUGAAGGAAAUAAUCUUAAAAUAGAAGAAGCACGAGAUAGUCUAGAUGAUCUUCUUCUUAAACUCAAAGAAUCUUGUUUAUUACUUGAUUGUUCAAGUGAACGAUUUUUUAUGCAUGAUGUUGUUCGGGAUAUUGCUAUAACAAUUUCAUAUAAAGACCAUCAUGUAUUUACAGAGAGAAAUGAUGUUAAAAAUGAUUGGAAAAAUAUAGAUAAACUCAUGAAGUGCACCAAAAUCUCCUUAGCUAGUAGUGAUAUUAUUAGUAAACAUUGGGCUGAAGGUUUAGAAUGUCCAGAACUUGAAUUUUUCUAUAUGGUUAUGGAAGAUUCUUCUUUCAAAUAUCCUGAGAAAUUUUUCUCGAGGAUGGCAAAGCUCAAAGUUUUAAGAUUGAAUUGUUUUCCAUUAUCAAUUAGUCUUCCAUUAGGCCUUCAAACAUUGUGUUUGGAUGGGAGCGAAAUUGGAGAAGUUGCUAUGAUAGGAGAGUUGAAGAAACUAGAGAUCCUUAGCUUGUGAGGUUGUCGUAAUAUUAAGCAAUUGCCUAAAGAAAUAAGUCAACUAACUCAACUAAGGUUGUUAGAUUUAAGCUUUUGUACGAAUCUUCAAGUUAUCACACCAGAUGUCAUAUCAAGCUUAGUGUCGUUGGAAGAAUUAUACAUGAGAGGAUGCUCUGUUCUAUGGGAGGUCAGAGGACCCAAUGUUGAAAGAAAUAAUGCUAGUCUUGAGGAGUUGCUUCGUUUGUCUUUUCUCACCGCUCUGGAAAUAGAUAUUAAAGGUGUGAAGAUUUUGCCAAAAGGCUUUUUCUCCAAAGAAUUGAAACGAUACCAUAUAUCAGUCAACCAUGAUGAUGUGAGCUUCAUGCAUCCCUGGAACUUUGGGUUUCACUGGCACAUGAGAACAAUCAAAUUAAAGCUUAAUUCUUCAAUUUGCUUAUCGGAAUUGCAGGGAAUCAAGAGUGUUGAAUUCUUAUGUUUAGAUGAAUUGCAGAAUGUCAAGAAUGGUCUUCAAGAAUUAGACAAUGAUGGUUUUUCACAAUUGAAACAUCUCUGUGUCCAUAAUAAUCCUAACUUGUUGUGUCUAGUUGACUCAACAAAAUGCGUAACUGCCUUCCCCCUCUUGGAGUCACUGAUUCUUUUCAAUAUGAUUAAUUUGGAGAGGAUAUGUAAUGGUCAACCAUCAACAAAGUUCCUCUGCAAUUUAAAAUCCGUAGAAGUGAAAGGUUGUGACGAAUUGAAAUUUCUCAUCUCUUUUUCCAC